Prunus armeniaca (apricot) is the source of this 255-nucleotide messenger RNA. NCBI's taxonomy places the organism in Eukaryota, Viridiplantae, Streptophyta, Magnoliopsida, Rosales, Rosaceae. The record is from the annotation of a GenBank genome assembly.
AUGAACACUUGUUUAGCACAACUCCAAACAUUCUCAGUCCAACAAGGGAAUGCCAUGAACCGCUAUAUGGGCUCUUUUGAGUUUCCGGGGCCAUCAAUUCCUGUCAUCCCUCUCCUUUUCAUGUCCAUGCUCAUCCCAAUCUACUUGUUCUUCUUCAUUCCUUUCGCUAUAAAGAUCACAAACCAUCCUGCAGGCAACAUGCAGCUUCAAUGCAUCGGUGUUGGACUAGUCCUAUCUACAAUUUCAUGGCUGUAG